Aspergillus calidoustus is the source of this 498-nucleotide messenger RNA. NCBI's taxonomy places the organism in Eukaryota, Fungi, Ascomycota, Eurotiomycetes, Eurotiales, Aspergillaceae. The record is from the annotation of a GenBank genome assembly.
AUGCCCGGUUCCGAUGUCCUUGAACCAGCUAGAGCUACAAACACUAGCGUCUCUCUCAAAAACGCCCUGAUCGGAGGUGGUGGGCUCGCCCUUCUUGCCUCGGGUCAUUUUGCCCAAGCAGUACCCAUCCCUGUAGGUGAUGGAGGCCCCGAUGUUAAUGUCGAUGUCCGGAAUGCAGACCCUAUAGCUGAAGCUGCGCCCUUGGUCGCGAAUUCGGCUAUACCCAAAGAGGCAUACAGCGAAAUACAUGAAGAUGCCCAGGGAGAGCCUGAAUAUUUGGCUGAACAUAUGGACGAAGUCUCAGAUGUUCCUGCUCAUCCUGUCCGCUCUCCACAGAUAUGGCUGGCGCAGAAAAAGACGAAAGGCUUCGACGUUCGCCGCAGCGCGGCAGAGGGUGCGAUCGCGGUAGAGGGGGAAGAGGCAGAGGACGUGGCUGUCUUUGAUGGCAGAGUUGACAUACUGUGGAGAUGGGUAAAAGGAGACAUGCGAAGUGGCUAA